This is a messenger RNA of Theobroma cacao (cacao), 1005 nucleotides long. RefSeq lists its product as uncharacterized. The record is from RefSeq and is a predicted model, not a curated record. Lineage: Eukaryota; Viridiplantae; Streptophyta; Magnoliopsida; Malvales; Malvaceae.
UAUUCUUUUUAUUUAUAAGACUCUCUCUCUCUCUCUCUGUUUCUGUCUCUGGAGGGAGAGAGAGAGAGAGCGAGGUAGGGUUUCGAUCUCUGUGAUGGCGGCGCAUAGAGAUUUAGAGCCGCCGAUAUUCGAAGAAACGACGUCGAAUUCUCUGUUACGAAACACUCGUUGCUGCUUCUGUUUUCCUUGCUUCAGCUCCCGUCGCACGCCCACCGUCGGACUAGCCUUCUGGGAACGGAUACGUACCGCCCAGGUCCAGUCCAGUACCAGCUUGUGGGCCCGAAGCGUUAGAGCCUUCCGGAAGGUCCGAGAAUGGUCCGAAAUCGUCGCCGGUCCGCGUUGGAAGACUUUCAUCAGAAGGUUCAACCGGAGUAAAAGCGGAAGUGGCAGCGUCGGUGAUGGUAGGCACGGGCAGUUCCAUUACGAUCCUUUGAGUUACGCUCUGAAUUUCGACGAAGGGCCGGGACAGAACGGUAAUUUCGAAGAUGAUAUAGAUUACGGCGGUUUCCGAGCUUUCUCCACGCGCUACGCUUCCGUUUCCGGUUCCGAAAAACCAGUCUCGGCUCCGACGUCGUCGUCGUCGUUGGAGGUUGGGAAGGACGCGGCGGUUUUCGCGUGAACGAGGAAGGAAGUCCGUGAGCUGGACUGUUGACUCGGUGACGUCAACUUGUUGCUUGUACUUUGUUGUCUUUGUUGGGUGAAGAGGUAAUUACGAGCACUUUUGAGGUUUAUUUGUAUCAUCUGAGGUGUGGGUGUUGGUGAUAGCGACAGAAGAAGGAUAUGAGGAUGAAACGUGUGGGAUUUAGAUGACAAAAAAGAUUAGAUUUUUAUAUUCCUUUUUCUUUGGGAAUAAAGAAAUAUAAUAUAGAAAUAGGAUAAUGAUGUGUACAUAUUGAGUAUUUUAAUUGAAUAUAUGUAUAUUUUAUAUUUGAUGGACAAAUACUAUGUUACUUUGUAAUUUGCAAGCAAAUACUAAGAUAAGGACUCUUAUACUUCUUUUAUAAA